Nothobranchius furzeri (turquoise killifish) is the source of this 6875-nucleotide messenger RNA. It is a transcript of the gene fbxl19, whose product is annotated as F-box/LRR-repeat protein 19. Gene Ontology annotation, biological process: protein demethylation; regulation of transcription by RNA polymerase II. NCBI's taxonomy places the organism in Eukaryota, Metazoa, Chordata, Actinopteri, Cyprinodontiformes, Nothobranchiidae. Gene Ontology annotation, molecular function: DNA binding; protein binding; transcription coregulator activity. The record is from RefSeq and is a predicted model, not a curated record.
AGCCGCGCGCUGCGUUUUGCUCAUAUUCAUGUUAAUGCGCGGGGACUAGUUCUUGCGGAGGGUUACACGUGCGCGUAGAUGUUAGUGAGAACGAACCCUUUGCGUGUUGUUGUGUGCAGUUGUGUGUGUGUUUUUGUAUGUGUUUGUGUGUUUUUGAAGCCUCGCGGGAGGAAGAGGAGCAGAACGUGCUGAGGGGAGAGUGAGGCAGUCUCACACUGCAGACAGAGGGACAGAGAGGGGAGUGAAUGGGCACGACUCAGUCAGCAUCACUGUGCCCUUCACUGUAUCCUAAUCGAUCGGUUCGGCUAUCGAGACAUUUCGACCCUGCACGGGUCCGUUAAGGCUGGCCCGGCCUGGGAGCUCGCCGGAGCAAUGGGACGCGAAUGAAGCAGCCCGAAGCGAACAGCAGCAGCCCGGCGGAGGAACAAACAAGGAAGCGCUUAGCUGAAGCUAACGGCUCGCUAAUAUUGAUUCUGAUGAGUGAACGAGGACCAUGCGAGCUGAAAGGAAGAGCUGACUUGUUCGGGGAUGUCGGGCAGUAAGACGCUGGGCGGGGGGGCUGGCGGCGGGGCGAGGCGCAGACGAACCCGGUGCCGGCGCUGUCAGGCCUGCAUGAGGACAGAGUGUGGAGAGUGUCACUUCUGUAAGGACAUGAAGAAGUUCGGUGGGCCCGGCCGGAUGAAGCAGUCCUGCCUUCUGAGGCAGUGCACGGCGCCUGUCUUGCCUCACACAGCGGUGUGUUUUGCGUGUGGCGAGGCAGGGAAGGAGGAUACGGUGGACUCCGAGGAGGAAAAAUUCAGCUUGUCUUUGAUGGAGUGUACCAUCUGUAAUGAGAUCAUCCACCCUAGCUGCCUCAAGAUGGGCAAAGCUGAAGGAAUCAUCAACGAUGAGAUCCCAAACUGCUGGGAGUGUCCAAAGUGCCAUAAGGAGGGUAAAACCAGUAAGGACCAGACGGACGGCUCGGGGAAACGCAAGCUGGAUAACGGUGAAGUAGGCCGCUGGAAACUCACUGAUGACCCCCCUCCCAAAAAGAAAGCUCCUCCCUCCCUGGAGGAGGCAGGGAGGGUAGAUGGGGGACACAAGAGGAAGAAAGAGAAGGAACAGCCUUCUGAUGGUGGGGCCAAGAAGAAGAUCAAAGGAGCUCAUGAAAAACGCCUCAAAAAGAAACCCAAACCAGAGUCGGGGGAGUCGAAUGGCCCCACAUCAACCUCUGGAGGAGCAGCUGGAGGACAGCAGGGCUCCUCCUCUUCCUCCUCCUCUUCCUCUCAGUCUAUAGGAGGGGGUGGUGGAGGAGGCGCAGGAGCAACAUCGAGUGUGGAUCAGCGUUCCCACCACAGAGAGAAGCUGGAGAGGUUUAAGAGGAUGUGUUUGCUGGAGCGCCGGGCCGAGUCCUCCUCCUCUUCCUCCUCUAGCUCUGAGUCCGAUUCAGAGUCUGAUUCAGAUGACUCCCUCAGGGGGGAGCAUGAGGGAGGGUCCUCACCUUCAUCCUCCUCCCCUGCUCCGCCUCCUCCUGUUAUCUACGGGAACAGCAGCGGGAGUCGAGCAGAACGAGAGCGAAGUCACAGUGAAAGGGAGAGGGCGCGACGUCUGGCAGAGCUCGGCUUCAGCGCGAGUGAGGAGUCCGAGGGGGAAGCAGUGAAAGAAGAGGAGAAGGAGGAAGAGCUGGCAGGAGGAGGCGGGGAUAAAACUCGGCGGCGAGGGGGAGGAGAGGCCCCCUCGAGAGCACGAAAAGGAGGUCUGAUGGACACAGAGGAGGAGGAUGCACCCUCUUCAGACAGGACCAGGAAAAACUCCACAUCCCUCCCGCCGCCUUCUCCCCUCUCCUCCAAUCAGAUGCCUCCGUCCUCACAGCACGAUAGCUUCAUGGGGAAGCAGCGCAGCAACGGGCAGGAGGCGCGCAACGGACGGACAAGGGGAGGGGCAGGAGGAGGAGAGAAGGAGAAUGCCAGCGGGGCUCUGACCAAUCACAGACACAGUGGGGGAGGAGGGGGUGGGGCUAAAGGCAGCGGGAGCCGCAGCAGCAAGAUCCGCAGCAACAUUAAGAACCAGACAUUAAGGAACAGCGUGAGCUCCUCCUCUUCCUCCUCCUCCUCCUCCCUUCAUACCUCUAAUGGGGGAGGCGGAGCUGGCAGUGGCCUCAUGAUGUCAGCGAUGGCAGCGUCCCCGUGUUCGCAGCCGUCUCGCCUUGUUUCUCGCUCUCAGCUGAUGAAGCGCAGCCCACCAGCUGUUCCCUCGCCUCCCCGGCCCAUCCAGAUGGAGAGGCACCUGGUCCGGCCCCCUCCAACCUGCCCUGAGCCCAGCUGUCUGCCGCUAGACUCUGGCUCCGCCCACAUCAUGACCCGAAACGAGUGGCUACGGGUCUUCACCUACCUGAGUCAACGGGAGCUGUGCGUCUGCAUGAGAGUGUGUCGCACCUGGAGCCGCUGGUGCUGCGACAAGAGGCUCUGGACUCAGAUCGACCUGAGCCGCCAGCGCUCCAUCACCCCCCCCAUGCUGAGUGGAAUCAUCCGUCGUCAGCCUGUCUCCCUCAACCUGGGUUACACCAACAUCUCCAAGAAGCAGCUCAUGUGGCUCAUCAACCGCUUGCCAGGUCUGCUGGAGCUUAAUGUGUCCGGCUGUGCAUGGCCGGCCGUCUCAGCUCUGUGUCAAGCCGCCUGUCCCUGUCUGAAGGUGUUGGACCUCAGCAGAGUCGAGGACCUCAAAGACUCUCACCUGAGAGAGCUCCUGGCCCCCCCGCCUGACACUCGGACAGCUCAUGGUGAGAGCAGAAUGGGGCGGUUCCAGAAUGUUAGGGAGCUGCGAUUGGCUGGUUUGGACCUGACAGACGCGUCAUCCCGCCUGCUGGUGCGCUACGUCCCACACCUGACCCGUCUGGACCUGAGCCACUGUGUGAACAUCACCGACCAGACGGUCCAAACACUCACCUCGCAUGCCUCCCCCCUAAAGGAGAGCCUCAACUACAUCAACUUGUCAGGUUGUGUGAAGGUGACGGAGCAGACUUUCUUGUUGCUGCAACGCUUCUGCACCCUGCAGACCAUUGACCUCCGCUCCUGCUCCCUCCUCUCUGCUGAGACCGGACAGCUGCUCUCCUUUCCACCCUCCUCGUCCACCUCCUCGUCCACCCUAACAACCUCCUCUUCCUCAGUCACCACCACCAUCGCUGCUCUGCCCUCCUCUUGUCCUGCUGAAGACAGAACGCUGCUGAAGAACAGUUAAAGUCCUCCAGGGCAUGUGACACCUGAGUCCAGAAGGCUUACAAGCCCCACCUCUGUCCUUGUUACACUACACACAGGUGAGGAGCAGGAGGAGGAACUGAACGGCGCUGAGCAGGGAGAGGAGCAGGGACGGUUGUUGGUAAUAGUUAAACAUAAAAACCCUGAGCAUGUACAUAUUUGUUCUCUGUACAAUUUUGGGUGUGUGUAUAUAUCUGUAGUUUACUGUAAAUGACCUUUAACCUCCCUGCCUGAACUCUCUACUCCUUUUCCCUCUUUUCCUUCCUUCCUUCAACCAAUCAUGAUGCCACACAUCCACCUGCUUGUCACUCUGCAGACUGGAGAAUCGUAAAGAUGUCUACAGUCAGCUGCUCUCUCUCUCUCUCUCUCUCUCUCUCUCUCUCUCUCUCUCUCUCUCUCUCUCUCUCUCUCUCUCUCAUUCUCUCUCUCUCUCAUUCUCUCUCUCUCUCUCUCUCAUUCUCUCUCUCUCUCAUUCUCUCUCUCUCUCUCUCUCUCUCUCUCUCUCUCUCAUUCUCUCUCUCUCUCAUUCUCUCUCUCUCUCUCUCUCUCUCUCACGCACGCACACUAAUGACCUGCACACUCACACACCCCUCAAGACAGCUGAUCUUCACAUUUCUACAGAGACUAGUUGCUUGAUUGCUGGUUGAUGGGUCGGACGCUGACCUGCUGUCAGUUUGUUUUGUGUUAAUAAAGUUUGUAAGUCAAACUGCAUCUGACAACAGAUCAAAGAUGGAGUUUGAUUGUUGUUGAUCUCUUCCAUCGUUCAGGAAACGUCCUGUCCAAAAGCGUCUUCUUCAGCUGCGGAGUUCCUGCUCAUUUCUAAACAACUGGACUCUUUAGUUGAUUAUGUGAUCUGGUUUUGUCUGAAGUAGACGCUUUAAACUCGGCCCGCCUGCUGCUGUGACAUUUUCAGCUCAGACUCUUCUAACAUAUCAAAGUGCUCAAACGUGAAGCCAGAAGCGAAAAAGCUUGGAUUAUUAAUCAGAUUAUCCAGUUGUCUUCCUACCAAAUGAUCUUCAGCAGCUGGAGAAACAAGCAGCCUGUCGAUCAGUCGGCAACGUCUAGAGUCUUGUUCAGGAGCUCACGGGGAAAUCCACAGAUCUGGAUCAGAGCGAAGCAAUCAGCAGCUCGGUAGUCAAACGUCACGGCCUGAGAUUUUUACAGACGUCCUCUGUGUCACACGUCUGUGUGUGUGCACGUGUGUGUGUGUGUGUGUGUGUGUUUUAGAGAGAGAGAGAGGGAAACUGAGCCUCAAUCAUCCGUCUUCAGUUUGGUGUCUCGGUCCAUCUGAUCAGUCGUGUUUUUCUCAGGAGUAUUGUUUAUUUAACGGGUGCUGCAGCAGCGCCUGAUGUUGUCGGAGCGGAGACAUUCCCGCCGUGUCCUCCGUCCUGAACGCCACGUCCCGUCCCUGCUGCCGUGUUUGGGUCAGUCUGGUUUUUGUCUGGAACACAAACUUGUCAGAAUCGAAUUAAUAAAUCACAGCUUCAGUUUACUGUCCGAAGGUCGGCUUUCUGUCUUCAGUCACAAACUGUUCUGAGAUCAGAUGGGAGCUAACUGGUUUGAACUGGUUUGUCUGGUAUUCUGAACCCUGAUUUGAUAUUUCACAAAAAAUCUGUGUUUUCCUGAAAAUCUGGACUUUCAAUGAUGUAAUCUGAGUUUAUUUUGUCAUUAAUGUAUGAUUGUUCCCAUUGAAAUGCUUUUUUCAGAAACUGGGAAAAUAUAAAACACAGUUUAGACUCAUUUCUGACUCGGUCCUCUUUUUCUUUUAAUUUUACCUCCUAGCACCAACACUUUCCUGUAAUCUUUUAAAGAAAGUGGAACAAAUCCAUUAAAGACCUGAACUCCACUGGGACCAGUACUGUCGCUGAAACUGGGUCAAAAAGCAGCCAAAGAACAAAGAGGAAAUCCUUCAGCUCUUCAGAAAGUCUGAGCUGUUGCUCCAAAACCAUUUUAACAGAUUACAGGAAGGUCAGGCUGCUGGGGAGGAAAACAGAAAGAGACCAGACCCGGAUCAGGAGUUCUGGGCCGGACCGGCCUUAAUCUGCUGAAGUGAUUCUUCACGUUUCCGGUCUGGUGUUGUAGAGCUACUGGAGCAGCAGGAGAAGUGAUCUUACCUACAUACGGGUGUUCGGAUCCGCUUUAUAGCAGUUGGGCUUCCAGGUUUUCCUCCAGAGAGUUCAGAACGGAGUUGGUUUUGGAUCGGGUCGGGUUGGACUGAGGUUCUGCUCGUGUGCUGUUAAACUCCUCUUGUCCCAUUGUUUGUAUGGUUUUUACAGCCUGGUGUUUUAAUACCAGUCCAGUUGUAGUCUGGUGGAGCUGGCAGGUCUUUGUAGAGCGGUGUUUCUGGACUCUGGAGGAACGUUGCUACAGGCUCCAGCUCCAGCUGCUGCUCUCACCUUCUGUUGAAGUUCACUUCUCUCCAAACAUAUCUAAAUGCAAGACUCCUGGUUUUCUGGUUUUAUUGUAGGAAUGCUGGCUUCUUCACUCCAUCUUCUGGGUCCUUUUUAAAUAAUACGUUUUGAUGUGAUUCUGAUUAAUAUUCGGUUCAGUAGCUAAAGCUGUGAUUCAUUAAGGGAAGGGAUCAGAAGCAGGUAGCCGAGUGUUUGACUCCACCUGUCCACCAGGUGAGCUGGAGUCAAAGCUCUUGGUUUUCCUGAAAUAUGAUUGGCUAAAGUUUUGGAUCCUUUUCAUUCUUGACGGGGUUGUCCUUUGUCUGAACUCAUGGUGACUCUCGGUUUUCAUCUGGUGAAUGUGACUCCGAGAACCAGGUGUUUUUGUUUUUAUUUGUGUUUUUGUUUUUCUUGGCUGAAUCUUGCCCCGGGGCUCCUCAGUGGUCUCCCGUACUGCACCAGUUCUGUACGCGAGGCCUUGCUGUGGUGCGUUCAGCGUCUGCUCAGGCUGUGGGACGUUUGUGUUUUCUUUGUGGUUGGCUGUUCAUUGUGUGGCAGCAGCACUGAGGGUGUAUUUUAUUAUUUUGGGUUUUAAUCGAACGCCACGUCAAAUUUAUUCCAGAAAAUAAAAAUCUAAUUGUUUGGGUAAAAUGUCUUGUGGUUCUGAUUUUGCUGCUUUUUUGGGUUUUAUUUUUGUUACGUGUAAAUUUUUAAUGAUUUUUAUGUUGCGGCUGCUCAUCUGCAGCUCUGAGAUGUUUUUAUUAAAAUGUUGAAUUUGGCGUUGCAUCAAUGUGCGCCUGUUGCUGGUUUAGAUUGCCAUAAAUGCAGCUGAGCCGCAGCUCACCUGUUUUUUUAUGUUUGUGUUUUGAUGUUUUUUUUUUUAAUAUAUGGUUGGGUGGGGGUGGUGCCUUGCAGGAAGAUCAGACCUGAUCAGGUGAGAAAAUCUUAUCAAAAUUCAACAGCCUGACAUAUCUCUCCUGGAUCUUAGUAAAACCGUCGUCGAUGUUAAAGAUGCACUGGAUCGGCCUCGACAUCCCCUUGUACCUCACAUUUUGCCAAAUGUUGUUUUUGUUGCAUUUCUCUUGUUUAAAUUAGUGUUUGUUUUUAUACUUUGUCCAUGACUCUUCCAUUGUGUUGAUGAAAAAUGAGGAAGUAGUUGGAACAAACGGUGUAAAGAGACAAGAGACCAACUCAAGGCAGCUACAUAUGAGUGACUACUGUACAAUGACAAAAUAAAGCAAUGGGUUUUUUA